AUGCUGCCCGUCCUCGCCUCGCCUGCGCUCGCCGCCGGCGCUCUCGGAGCCGCGCUGCCGCCACCCUGCCUGUGCAUCUUUGACGUGGAUCGGACGCUGACCGCUCAGCAGGGCAGCGCAGGGCGAUGUGCUGGCACCGAGGAGCAGGGCGGCGUCGUUGACACCGCAUACGGAGGCGGCACGCUCGUCCUCUCCGACCUCGCCGUGAACCUCCACACAACCAUUUGCGCCGCCUGCCGAUUUGCGAUCAUCUCAGCUGGCCCAGCCGGCGGCGAGGGCUCGCUCGAGCGCACAGCGCUGUGGCGCGUGCUCGGCGGGGGGGCGAAGGCGGGAACAAUGCCGGCCUGGACUGCAUGGCCAAACCGGGAUGGCCGCUCGCCGUUUGUGGUAACAGCUCCCGAGGGCCGCAAGCAGGAGGCGGUGCCCGGCAUCCUGCGCUGGUACGAGCGAGAGCGCCGCACCAGCAUCGAUGCAUCGGCCGUGUACUUCUUCGACGACAAGCCCAACAACGUGCGUCCCUUCGUGGGCAGCGGCUACCACGCGCGGCAGCCGCCCCUACGACCGCCGCCUCCGUCGUCGCGGCUCCAGCCUCGCCGCUGCACCGUCGCCGUGGUUGGCUCGUCCGUGGCUGCUGGGCUGCAGGCGGCGCCUUCCCCGACCACAGGCGAGAGGCCUCUUGGGUGGGCGGGGCGGCUACGGACGGCUCUCGCGGACCCACGCCACGGACUCGUCCUCUCCAACUCUGCCGUGCCCGGCGCCACCGUCGCCACGACGGCGCCGGUGCUGGCUGCGCUGCUCUCCGGGCCCGAGGUCCCCGGCACGGUCGUCAUCGGGCUGUCCCUCGCCAACGAGGGCCUCGCCAGCGCCGGCUCAGAGGCUGCGGCCCGCCAGCUCGCCGACGGCUUCCUGCUCGGGCUGCACGAGCUCGCCUCGAGCGCGGAGCGCGCCGGCGCGUCGGUGGUGCUCGGCGGGGUCUACCCGAAUGAUGACUUGGACCUGACCCAGACGCGCGAGCUGCGCCGCACGCAUGCUCGCAUGGCCGCGUGGCGGUGGCCCGUGAUCAACUUCCUCGAACGGACAGAGGCCGGCGCGGGCCAAUCGCCGCUCGCGCACUGGCAGCCGAGGAUGCGGGCGGACGCAUGGCACCCGAACGAGGAGGGCCACGCUGCAAUGUUUGACGCCAUCAACCUGCGGCUCUUCUUGCAGCCCGCCGGCUGCGGACACGGCCGGCCGCCGCUCUUGCCGCCCGCCCCGCCCACGUUUCCGCCGCUCCAGCCACACCUCGAAUUGAAGCCGCACCCGCCUCGCACGCCGCCACGCUCGCCGCCUCGCCCGCCGACGUCACCAUCGCCGUCGCCGCCCGAGUCGCCUCCUGCCGGGCCCACGCUCUUGGCGGCACGGGUACGGGCACGGGUAGAGUAUGGCGCCGCCGCCCUGGCUGCCGAGGCUGCGGCGGCUGCGGCCGCCGACGCAGUCGAGAAGGGCCUCGCGCCCGAGGUGGCGGCCACGGCGGCCGAGGCGGCAUCUGCCGCGGCGGCGAAGGCGCUCGAGGAGGACGUGGCGCCCGAGGCUGCCAAGGCUGCGGCUGCUGCUGCCGCCGACGCAGUCGAGAAGGGCCUCGCGCCCGAGGAGGCGGCGAAUGCGGGCGAGGCGGCGUCUGCUGCGGCGGCGAAGGCGCUCGAGGAGGACGUGGCGCCCGAGGCUGCCAAGGCUGCGGCAGCUGCUGCCGCCGACGCAGUCGAGAAGGGCCUCGCGCCCGAGGAGGCGGCCACGGCGGCCGAGGCGGCGUCUGCUGCGGCGGCGAAGGCGCUCGAGGAGGACGUGGCGCCCGAGGCUGCCGAGGCUGCGGCGGCUGCUGCCGCCGACGCAGUCGAGAAGGGCCUCGCGCCCGAGGAGGCGGCCACGGCGGCCGAGGCGGCGUCUGCUGCGGCGGCGAAGGCGCUCGAGGAGGACGUGGCGCCCGAGGCUGCCGAGGCUGCGGCGGCUGCUGCCGCCGACGCAGUCGAGAAGGGCCUCGCGCCCGAGGAGGCGGCGGCGGCGGCCGAGGCGGCGUCUGCUGCGGCGGCGAAGGCGCUCGAGGAGGACGUGGCGCCCGAGGCUGCCAAGGCUGCGGCGGCUGCGGCCGCCGACGCAGUCGAGAAGGGCCUCGCGCCCGAGGAGGCGGCCACGGCGGCCGAGGCGGCGUCUGCUGCGGCGGCGAAGGCGCUCGAGGAGGACGUGGCGCCCGAGGCUGCCGAGGCUGCGGCGGCUGCGGCCGCCGACGCAGUCGAGAAGGGCCUCGCGCCCGAGGAGGCGGCCACGGCGGCCGAGGCGGCGUCUGCUGCGGCGGCGAAGGCGCUCGAGGAGGACGUGGCGCCCGAGGCUGCCAAGGCUGCGGCGGCUGCUGCCGCCGACGCAGUCGAGAAGGGCCUCGCGCCCGAGGUGGCGGCGACGGCGGGCGAGGCGGCGUCUGCUGCGGCGGCGAAGGCGCUCGAGGAGGACGUGGCGCCCGAGGCUGCCAAGGCUGCGGCGGCUGCUGCCGCCGACGCAGUCGAGAAGGGCCUCGCGCCCGAGGUGGCGGCGACGGCGGCCGAGGCUGCGUCUGCUGCGGCGGCGAAGGCGCUCGAGGAGGACGUGGCGCCCGAGGCUGCCGAGGCUGCGGCGGCUGCUGCCGCCGACGCAGUCGAGAAGGGCCUCGCGCCCGAGGUGGCGGCAACGGCGGGCGAGGCGGCGUCUGCUGCGGCGGCGAAGGCGCUCGAGGAGGACGUGGCGCCCGAGGCUGCCAAGGCUGCGGCGGCUGCUGCCGCCGACGCAGUCGAGAAGGGCCUCGCGCCCGAGGAGGCGGCGACGGCGGCCGAGGCGGCGUCUGCUGCGGCGGCGAAGGCGCUCGAGGAGGACGUGGCGCCCGAGGCUGCCGAGGCUGCGGCGGCUGCGGCCGCCGACGCAGUCGAGAAGGGCCUCGCGCCCGAGGUGGCGGCCACGGCGGCCGAGGCGGCGUCUGCUGCGGCGGCGAAGGCGCUCGAGGACGACGUGGCGCCCGAGGCUGCCAAGGCUGCGGCAGCUGCUGCCGCCGACGCAGUCGAGAAGGGCCUCGCGCCCGAGGAGGCGGCCGUGGCGGCGCUGAAGGAUGCCAUCGCUGCGGCGGAGGACUACGCGGCUGCGGCGUCGCUCAAGACGGAGCUCGAGGCGGCGAAGCAAGAGGCCGCCGCCGCCGCCGCAGUGAGCCAGCUGCAGGCGGCCAAGCGGGGGGCCAUCGCGGCGGCGGACUACGCCGCCGCCGCCACCCUGAAGAAGGAGCUCGACGCCAUCCCCACCACCGCCGCCUCCGCCUCCGCCUCCGCCUCCGCCUCCGCCGAGGCUGCCGAGGCGGCGUCUGCUGCGGCGGCGAAGGCGCUCGAGGAGGACGUGGCGCCCGAGGCUGCCAAGGCUGCGGCGGCUGCUGCCGCCGACGCAGUCGAGAAGGGCCUCGCGCCCGAGGAGGCGGCCACGGCGGCCGAGGCGGCGUCUGCUGCGGCGGCGAAGGCGCUCGAGGAGGACGUGGCGCCCGAGGCUGCCGAGGCUGCGGCGGCUGCUGCCGCCGACGCAGUCGAGAAGGGCCUCGCGCCCGAGGAGGCGGCGGCGGCGGCCGAGGCGGCGUCUGCCGCGGCGGCGAAGGCGCUCGAGGAGGACGUGGCGCCCGAGGCUGCCGAGGCUGCGGCGGCUGCUGCCGCCGACGCAGUCUUGAAGGGCCUCGCGCCCGAGGAGGCCGCCGCGGCGGGCGAGGCGGCGUCUGCUGCGGCGGCGAAGGCGCUCGAGGAGGACGUGGCGCCCGAGGCUGCCAAGGCUGCGGCGGCUGCUGCCGCCGACGCAGUCGAGAAGGGCCUCGCGCCCGAGGUGGCGGCGACGGCGGCCGAGGCGGCGUCUGCUGCGGCGGCGAAGGCGCUCGAGGAGGACGUGGCGCCCGAGGCUGCCGAGGCUGCGGCGGCUGCUGCCGCCGACGCAGUCGAGAAGGGCCUCGCGCCCGAGGAGGCGGCGACGGCGGCCGAGGCGGCGUCUGCUGCGGCGGCGAAGGCGCUCGAGGAGGACGUGGCGCCCGAGGCUGCCAAGGCUGCGGCGGCUGCUGCCGCCGACGCAGUCGAGAAGGGCCUCGCGCCCGAGGUGGCCGCCACGGCGGCCGAGGCGGCGUCUGCUGCGGCGGCGAAGGCGCUCGAGGAGGACGUGGCGCCCGAGGCUGCCAAGGCUGCGGCGGCUGCUGCCGCCGACGCAGUCUUGAAGGGCCUCGCGCCCGAGGAGGCCGCCGCGGCGGGCGAGGCGGCGUCUGCUGCGGCGGCGAAGGCGCUCGAGGAGGACGUGGCGCCCGAGGCUGCCGAGGCUGCGGCGGCUGCUGCCGCCGACGCAGUGGAGAAGGGCCUCGCGCCCGAGGAGGCGGCCGCGGCGGCCGAGGCGGCGUCUGCCGCGGCGGCGAAGGCGCUUGAGGAGGACGUGGCGCCCGAGGCUGCCGAGGCUGCGGCGGCUGCUGCCGCCGACGCAGUCGAGAAGGGCCUCGCGCCCGAGGAGGCGGCGACGGCGGCCGAGGCGGCGUCUGCUGCGGCGGCGAAGGCGCUCGAGGAGGACGUGGCGCCCGAGGCUGCCGAGGCUGCGGCGGCUGCUGCCGCCGACGCAGUCGAGAAGGGCCUCGCGCCCGAGGAGGCGGCGACGGCGGGCGAGGCGGCGUCUGCUGCGGCGGCGAAGGCGCUCGAGGAGGACGUGGCGCCCGAGGCUGCCGAGGCUGCGGCGGCUGCUGCCGCCGACGCAGUCGAGAAGGGCCUCGCGCCCGAGGUGGCGGCCACGGCGGCCGAGGCGGCGUCUGCUGCGGCGGCGAAGGCGCUCGAGGAGGACGUGGCGCCCGAGGCUGCCAAGGCUGCGGCGGCUGCUGCCGCCGACGCAGUCGAGAAGGGCCUCGCGCCCGAGGAGGCGGCCACGGCGGCCGAGGCGGCGUCUGCUGCGGCGGCGAAGGCGCUCGAGGACGACGUGGCGCCCGAGGCUGCCGAGGCUGCGGCGGCUGCUGCCGCCGACGCAGUCGAGAAGGGCCUCGCGCCCGAGGAGGCGGCCACGGCGGCCGAGGCGGCGUCUGCUGCGGCGACGAAGGCUCUCGAGGAGGAGGUGGCGCCCGAGGCUGCCAAGGCUGCUGCGUCCGCCGACGCAGUCGAGGAGGGGAGUAAAGAUGCUGAUCUUAUCAACAAAAUCAUCAGUGGCCUCGCGCCCGAGGAGGCGGCCACGGCGGCCGAGGCGGCGUCUGCUGCGGCGGCGAAGGCGCUCGAGGAGGACGUGGCGCCUGAGGCUGCCGAGGCUGCGGCGGCGGCUGCCGCCGACGCAGUCGAGAAGGGCCUCGCGCCUGAGGAGGCAACAGAGGCGGUCGAGGCGGCCGCUGCUGCGAAGGCGAAGGCGCUUGGGCACGACCUCACCCCUGAAGCCGUCUCGGCACUUGCGAUCGCCACCGUUGGUGCGCUUGACAAGGGCCUCACCUCCGAGGAGGUAGCCAAGGCUGCUCUACUUGCGGCCGCAGCGGCUCCAUCGCUCCCUCCUUGCGGGCCUGGCCUUGUCACCAUCAAGGAGAUGAAGGAGGUCAUGAGCAAAUGGACCCACAGCGAAGAAAACAAGGUCCAGGGUGAGGCGAAAAUCCUGAAGCUUCUCAUCAACAAUCACUACGUCGCCCCUUACGAGUUCAUAAGCGCGAAAUGGUCCGCUGUCUCUGAGGACGGGAGGCAUUACUCGGCCACCUACACCGCCAGAGCGUCGUGCAAGACGCCCGAGUGUCUAGCGGCAAACCCCACAUGGAAGGAGAAGAUUGUAGUCCCGCUUGGCGAGGCCGAGUUUGAUGUCUGUGUAGAAGAUGCGGCGACUAAGGCUGCCAAGGCGGCAGCUGCCGAACGGUCGCUUCCCGUUCAGCCAUGUGAGGACACUUUGACCACUGGCGGAUGCGGGAGAUCUGCUCUCACGUACAACUUCAAUGGGGUGGACUACACCACGUGCGAGGGCUUUGGAGUCGACUUGAAAAAGGCGCUGGAGCCCUUCGGGGAUCGAGGAGUGCCAUACGACCAAUGCUCGAACGACACGCCCUUCGGGAAAAGCGUCCAAAGGUGCUGCAGAGCAUCGUGUGGGCUUUGCAUACCCGGGCUCAAUCUCCUCGACGCGCAAACCGCUGCCCUCUCCUCUUUGCUAUCAUCGCCCUCGCCGUCCCCCUCGGCACCGGCACCAGCAUCGGCAUCAUCGCCUUCCGACCUGUUGGUCGGCGAGACGACUGGUGGAGAGGCCGUUGGCACCGCCUGCGACGCGUGCGAGACGAUCGUGGACUAUUUGGAGCAGGCCGGCUUUCCUGCCGCCGCCGCGACAGUCUGGGAGCUCAACGCGGAGGACUGCGAGGCCUCUUGGGAUGUGGACGACCCCGACGCCUGGCAGCCUCCGUCGAGCCUUGAUGAGGCGACCGCUGCGUGCGGAGAGGCGAUUCGAGAGCUUGAUUCUGGCGAGGCCGGGGAGCUGGGCGUCUACUCUGGCUACUUCUACUACGCUAAGUCGAACCCGGAGUAG
Molecule: messenger RNA, 6525 nt
Organism: Emiliania huxleyi CCMP1516
Lineage: Eukaryota; Haptophyta; Isochrysidales; Noelaerhabdaceae
Exons: 5
Coding region: 1-6525 (2174 amino acids)
Source: RefSeq, a predicted model, not a curated record